This is a messenger RNA of Tetranychus urticae (two-spotted spider mite), 1718 nucleotides long. RefSeq lists its product as uncharacterized. The record is from RefSeq and is a predicted model, not a curated record. NCBI's taxonomy places the organism in Eukaryota, Metazoa, Arthropoda, Arachnida, Trombidiformes, Tetranychidae.
UCAACACUAUUCUUUACAUCCAAACCGGCUUAUUGAUUACUUGUGAGAUAAGGUUAGAAAAAUAAAGUCUAUUAUUGAUCAAUUUGAUUAUAAGACUUAUAAGUAUUAAGAUCGUAAAAAUUGAUAAAAGUUUGAAAUUAUCAAAUUAAAAAGAUGAAAAAUCCAUGUUUUUGACUCUUUGUAGAUGAAAAUGGUUGAAGAUGGUGAAGUAUUAUUUACAAAUCUGGUCUACAGCUGAUUGUAUAACUAGGUUUCAUCACUUGAAGUGUUCAAAAAGGAUGAUGGUGCUUUCUUCAUAUUUAGAUAACUAAAUAACUGCUAAUCAUUUCACUUUACAUUCAAGCAGUCAUGAUUUAUUAUCAACAUUUUUGUUGACAGUUUCAAAGUUCAAUUUAUGUGAUCCAUCUCUAUCAUAGCGUUAUUUGCAAUAAUCUUCUCUAUUUUGUCAUACCGUUCCUUGGUUGGCUCAUCAUUACUUAUUUUGCUUGUUUGAUUUCACUAGAUUUCUUCACUCGUUUUUGGAAUAAAUGUGAUGACCGAAAAUUUUCACAAUCUGCUAACUUCCAAUAUACUGAAUAAUUAAGAGCAUGAAUGGUAAUAAAGACGCUCAGGGUCUUGGAAUCAAUGAUAAUAAUCGAGCUCAUCCUGAUGACGAAUAUGAAGAUGAUGGAUCAGGAAUAGAGGACGAUGCACCCGAAAGCUUCCAAGCCAUGGUGGUUACAGAGCCUCCUUGGGCAACAUUUCCUGAUUUAUUGAGAGUACCGACAAGCAUCAACAAUAAUAUAGCAGCUGAAGAUGAUUCACCCGAGAGUUUAUCAUUCGCUGCUACUCAGUCAUUCAGAUCAAAUGAAUCAAGCUCUGGUUAUAGAUCAACCGCUGCCAAUCCAUCAAACCAAGCAUCAUCUAGUAACACCAAUGCUCCAAUAAGAAGUUCAUCAUCGAGAAAUCGUCCCUCUUUUACCCAUCCAGAUGUAUCUCAAACUGAACAAUCUAAUGUACCCAGUGCCUCAUCUCAACCAGGAUCAUCUUCAACAACACCCGUGGAGCCCUCGGGGACAGCAUCUUCGUCGAGCUCUAGGUCAUUUUUACCUAAUAAUUCAAUGUUUAAUGCAUCAAGUCGAUAUCCCUCUAAUUCCAGUCAACCUGAUCAUACAAAUCGAAUUGUUCAUCAUCCACAUCGCAGUUCGAUUAAUAGUUUAAACCUCUCAUCUGCGUUAUGCUCUUCAUCUUAUUCUUUUCAUCCUCCUUCAUCAUCAGCCUCUCCAUCUUCUUCUUUAAACAUUUCCUUAGCUCCCAUAGCCAGUGCAUUAGCUCAGGUCCAAUCAUCCGUUGAUGCUUUAAGCAAACAGGUUAAUGAAAGAUUGGAUGCAUUGGAAGGUCGGAUAAAUAAUUUAGAUCUUACAUCUUCAUCUCUUAAUUAUUCAUCAUGCAUUUCAGCUGAUAAUAAUGCAGCAAAUUCUGAAACCAAAAGUUCCAGAGAAAUCCACCCAGAAUCUUUGAAAGUCUUCAUUAAAGAACAAAGAAAGGAAAUGCAUAAUGAACGUCGUGCAUUUUUAUUAUCAUUUGCUGAGGCUUUAAGAAAUGCAGCUGAAUCUGUAACUCGACCAGAACCAUCAACUUCUGGGCUCAAUGGACCUAAAUUUUGAUUGCAGCGCGCUAAAUUGAUUGUUCAAAACUUAAGUAGUCAAAAUAAUAAAAAUGAGUUCUACACAAAUCUA